UGAACUUCUUGUCCUGGAAGCUGUGCAUCACCAUAAUGAGGCUUGUAAUUCUUGAUAACUAUGACUUGGCUAGUGAAUGGGCAGCCAAAUACAUCUGUAAUCGCAUCAUUCAAUUCAGACCUGGACAGGACAGAUAUUUUACACUGGGUUUGCCAACAGGGAGUACACCUUUAGGAUGUUAUAAAAAACUAAUAGAAUAUCACAAGAAUGGAGACCUUUCUUUUAAAUAUGUGAAGACCUUUAACAUGGAUGAAUAUGUAGGACUUCCCAGAAAUCAUCCUGAAAGCUACCAUUCUUAUAUGUGGAAUAACUUUUUUAAGCAUAUUGAUAUAGAUCCUAAUAAUGCUCAUAUCCUUGAUGGGAAUGCUACAGAUUUACAAGCAGAAUGCGAUGCAUUUGAAAAGAAAAUAAAAGAAGCUGGAGGAAUUGAUCUUUUUGUUGGAGGAAUUGGUCCAGAUGGUCAUAUUGCUUUCAAUGAGCCAGGAUCCAGUUUAGUAUCAAGGACAAGAGUAAAGACUCUAGCAAUGGACACCAUUUUGGCAAAUGCUAAAUAUUUUGAUGGAGAUUUAUCAAAAGUGCCAACUAUGGCUCUAACAGUUGGUGUGGGGACAGUGAUGGAUGCUAGAGAAGUAAUGAUCCUCAUAACAGGUGCACACAAGGCAUUUGCUCUCUACAAAGCAAUAGAAGAAGGAGUCAAUCACAUGUGGACUGUUUCAGCUUUCCAGCAACAUCCCCGAACUAUUUUUGUAUGUGAUGAAGAUGCUACUUUAGAAUUAAGAGUAAAAACUGUGAAAUACUUUAAAGGUUUAAUGCAUGUGCACAAUAAACUUGUGGAUCCACUAUACAGUAUGAAAGAAGCAAAUUGAAGGAAACUGGAUCAAAAUUCUGCUUGAACGAACAGAACACUUUUAUACUUAGAUGAAUUUUCAGCUAUGCAAUAUGAUAAAACUUGGGGAAUUUUUGAAUACUGUCAUUUUUGAAGUCUAAUAUCUAUGUUAAACAUUCCAUAUUUACAAUGUGUCCAUUUUAUACUAGGGUUUAGACGUAAUUGGCUCUCACAAUUGAUCAGCUAGUUGUUACAGAAGCCACAGUCACUCUAUAACAUAGCACAGAAAUGAAAUGUCUGCCUGUUUACAAAUUUUAAGUCAUUUUAAAGGUGACAAUUCUAUACAUAAAGUACCAAGUAUAUGACUCCAGUGGCAUUAUUAGAUUUUAAUUUUUUAAUCACAGGAAGACACUCCAAGCCUUUCAGGUAUCAAACUACUAUCAUUGCAAGCCUUUACUUCCGGAAUGCUAUCUUUAUAAUAUUCUCUCUGCACAAGCUUUCUGCACGUGGUUGCCUUAGUCAUCUUCCUGCAGUAGCAUCUGGACAUCACAAGUCCUGCUAUAUAUUGUUGGUACAGAAAAUUUGAAGAGACUGCAGUGCCUAAAAGUACAGUUUACGUCCUUUUGGAAAGUAUGUAUAAGUGCAUGUUUUUUGUGCACCACCUUCUGUAGCACUUUUUUAAACAGAUAUGCUCUUAUUUUUAGUUAACGACUUGGGUUCAUGCACUUAAUUUAAGUAUUUUAGCAAUUAGGAGCUUUAUACCUAGCAGCACACUUAAGGAAAUUAUUUUUUUUUGAAGAAAAUUUUCUGAUUAUAGUUAAACUUCAUAAAUGGUUAGCUUUAUUCCUUACAUAUAUAUAAUGUCUAAAAGGAUAUGAUGAAGUAUAAUAUAAAGUUACUGUAAACUAUUUUAGAUUGCCAUAACAACUUGCAUUAUUAACUUGCAAAUAAAAGUAUAUUGUUUUCUAUCUUUAACUCAAAUAAAGCUUAUAAUAAACAAAUGUAAGUUAUCUAAAUUU
This is a messenger RNA of Lipotes vexillifer (Yangtze River dolphin), 1845 nucleotides long. It is a transcript of the gene GNPDA2, whose product is annotated as glucosamine-6-phosphate deaminase 2. NCBI's taxonomy places the organism in Eukaryota, Metazoa, Chordata, Mammalia, Artiodactyla, Lipotidae. Gene Ontology annotation, cellular component: cytoplasm. The transcript has 6 exons. Bases 36 to 866 code for a protein of 276 amino acids. The record is from RefSeq and is a predicted model, not a curated record. Gene Ontology annotation, molecular function: glucosamine-6-phosphate deaminase activity; identical protein binding. Gene Ontology annotation, biological process: N-acetylneuraminate catabolic process; N-acetylglucosamine catabolic process; carbohydrate metabolic process.